UCGCCAACUCAUCAAUGGCAAUUUCCCAUAUUCCCAGAUCAUUCAUAUGCACACGGGGGGGCAUUCCGUGGUCUCCCACUAUUUGCACAGGAGGACAUCCACUCACAACCCCAAUCGCCUACUCUUCUGCAAGUUCAGAUCCCCCAGUACGUUCAACCGCAGGAAUUGCACACGUCGCUUUUCCCCACGGAGCCCCAAAACCCAACACAAAGUGAGAAUCGCUAUCUGGAGCGGUCCAACUUUGCAUCUCUCGAUCGCCAACACAAACCGCGACGCUUGUCUCUUGCUCUGUCUGACAUGAACAACGAAACAUACCGACCGCGGAAUACACGACCGAGGCGGCAGAGCGCAGCAACAACCCGCACCACUCCUCGGUCGGACAAACACGCAAGAGAUUUGGAGCUCAAUCGCAGGGCGGCUACCAAAUGCCGUAACAAGCAAAAGAUCUUUGUGGAAAACCUCCAGAAGAGAUGUCGUACGGAGGAGGAAAGAUUGCAUGAACAGAAAACACUUGUGCAUGCUUUGCUCAAUGAGGUUAUCGACCUCAAGAAUGAGGUGAUGAGACAUAGCCUCUGUGGAUGCCAAUCGUUACGCACCGCUAUUCUGCCACCCACUGCCUGA
Messenger RNA from Exophiala aquamarina CBS 119918, 621 nucleotides. RefSeq lists its product as uncharacterized. Bases 298 to 621 code for a protein of 107 amino acids. The record is from RefSeq and is a predicted model, not a curated record. Lineage: Eukaryota; Fungi; Ascomycota; Eurotiomycetes; Chaetothyriales; Herpotrichiellaceae. Gene Ontology annotation, biological process: regulation of DNA-templated transcription. The transcript has a single exon. Gene Ontology annotation, molecular function: DNA-binding transcription factor activity.